UGACAGAUUUGUUAGAGCUUCCUAUCGAGUAGAGAAUAUGAAGUCUGAACUGGAUUUAUAUUUAGAGGAGAACUUGAUACCUAGGACUGAAGAGUCAUUUGAUAUAUGCAACUAUUGGAAGGUGACGGGCCUCAAAUACCCUUUGUUGAGUAUGAUUGCCAAGGAUGUAUUUCCUGUGCCUGUUAACACUGUUGCUUCGGAAUCUACAUUCAGCACUGGUGGUAGGCACGUGAGUUCACAUCGUUCGAGACUUCAUCCUUCUACAUUAGAAGCAUUAGUAUGUACACAAAAUUGGUUGAAGACUGACAAAAAAGCAACAGUGAAUGAUGAAGAUAAUGAUGUUGAUCCAACAAUGGAGCCUUACGUAGUUGAUCUUGAUGAUUAGAAAGUACAUUGUUCUUUUUAGUAUAUGAGUGAGGAUAUGGAUGAGAACAAAUUGUAGUGUUUAGUACUUAUGGUUGCUAGUUAUUAUAUUUGAGUUUAUAGUUGGUAGUUAUUAUUGAUGUAUUAAAUAUUGUUAGUAACAAAAGUACAAUCUCAAGCUUUCAUCUAUUA
Messenger RNA from Cannabis sativa, 555 nucleotides. Its product is annotated as zinc finger BED domain-containing protein DAYSLEEPER-like. NCBI's taxonomy places the organism in Eukaryota, Viridiplantae, Streptophyta, Magnoliopsida, Rosales, Cannabaceae. Bases 38 to 385 code for a protein of 115 amino acids. The transcript is spliced from 3 exons. Gene Ontology annotation, molecular function: protein dimerization activity. The record is from RefSeq and is a predicted model, not a curated record.